GAUUUUGUUGUGGUGUGGGUGAAGGUUCCAAAAAAAAAAAAAAAAAAAGAAGCAAAAAGAAAAGAAAAGGGGGAAGGCGAGGGAAGGCCGUCUUAUUAGCUGUGUACUCUCAGUCGCAUCGCCCAUACGCGUCCUUCUUCCGUUUCCAAUUUCCUGACCCGUACCCAGUAGAGAAAAAGGAAGAAAGACGUGUCUAUUUUUUUUUUUCCCCUUAUUUAUUAUUGUUAUUACAGUUUAUUUUGUCGACAGCUUUUGGCUCUUCGCAGACCAAAGAAAGUUGCUUUUUCGGUCACGGCCUCGGGCGGGGAAUUAAGCCUUUUUUUUUCCUCAUUUCUUCCUGUUUUUUCUCUCCUAUUUUUGCCAUGACAAAGAGCAGAUUUUAGCUCAAGUAACCCAAACGUGUACCAAGCAUGCCUGCCCCAAGCAAUCGAAAUUGCACAGCCCAAUAAACCAAGUUGUAUUCUCAUGAGGGACGUUUAGGAGCAAGAUGAUUGAUCAAUUUAUCAACUUUGUCAUUCGUCCUCCCAGGGCAGAGUACAACCCAGAUCAGUAUCUUUGGGAAAGGGACUUCACUCUUGCAGGAAGAACAUACAAACGAGAAGACUUGGAGCUUAGAAAUGCGAGGGGCCAUACAUUGCUGUGUAGUCAUUAUCUACCUUCACGACUCCCUGAAGACACCCCUCUUCCUUGUGUUAUAUACUGCCACGGAAACAGUGGAUGUAGAGCAGAUGCAAAUGAGGCUGCCGUAAUUCUUCUUCCAUCAAAUAUAACCGUUUUUACUCUUGAUUUUUCGGGUUCAGGCUUAUCUGAUGGUGACUAUGUCAGCCUUGGUUGGCAUGAGAGAGAUGACCUGAAGGUUGUGGUGUCAUAUUUGAGAAGUAACAAACAAAUAUCGCGGAUAGGUCUUUGGGGAAGAUCUAUGGGUGCAGUCACUAGCCUUCUUUAUGGAGCAGAGGACCCCUCUAUAGCUGGAAUGGUGUUGGAUAGUGCCUUUUCAAGCUUGUAUGAUCUAAUGAUGGAACUUGUGGAUGUAUAUAAAAUUCGGCUCCCUAAAUUCACUGUCAAGAUGGCAGUACAGUAUAUGCGACGGGUUAUUGAAAGGAGGGCAAAGUUUGAUAUUAUGGAUCUUAAUUGCUUACAGGUUGCACCCAAAACAUAUAUUCCUGCUUUAUUUGGACAUGCUAGUGAUGAUAAAUUCAUUCAACCCCACCACUCUGACCUUAUUUUUAAGUCCUAUGCGGGGGAUAAAAAUAUUAUAAAAUUCGAUGGUGAUCACAACUCCUCACGACCACAGUUCUAUUAUGAUUCCGUUUCCAUUUUCUUCUACAAUGUCCUUCACCCUCCUCAAAUUUCUACCGCUCAUUCAAGUAAGCUUGAGAAAUAUUAUGAUUUGGGGGAUUUGAAAGUUGGUGCUGGCAUGGAUGAGAGCCUCUUGUACGAGAUAAUCACUGGUCUUCAUUCUGCUGGUACUGAUGCUGGGAGUUCAUCUUCUGCUCCUCCUAACAUUUCAACCACAAAGUCUGUUGGUGAACUUCUUUCUGAAAUUGCACCAGUGGCUACUGUUGAGUCGAUGGUUAAUGAAAAUAAUUCACUUAACAGUCUUGAGACAUCACUUUUACAGGAUAAGCCCAAUGGCCAGAAUGAAGAAUGUUGCUCAUAUACAAGCUCAAAUAGAGAAAGUUGGGGAAGAUGCUCUUCUCUAGGAGGCAGUGAUGAAGAAGAAUCUUCUGCUGAUUGUGCAGCAGCUGAUAACGGCCAUCAGGUCUCUCUCUCUCUCUCCAAAACGGCUAAUGAUAUUUGUACACACAUUGUGUGUACACACAAGACAACUCUUGAGGUUUUUGCAACACCUCUUCGGAACAUGGAACAGAAAUCCUCAGACCCAACAAAAGAGGAAAAGAAGAAGAAGACUACAAUGGUUCCAAAGAAGCCUAAAAGCGAGAAAUUUGAGAAGUUAGAGGCCCUUAGCAAACGACUACGUCUCUGCUUUCUGAAGCGGGUAAACCAUCAAAGGCAUCGCUCUUCGUGACUCUUGUACUAUGAAAUGGUGUUUGUAACUAUAGCCCAGGUGGUGUCCAUUUGGUUUCUUGAUGAAAGGCAUUGAGGCAUGAAUGUGUUUCUGUGAUUUCUUAGUGCCAUUUCAUCAAACAUUUGGUUUUGUGGAGAUAUGCAUUAUUGAAAAUUUCCUCUC
Molecule: messenger RNA, 2191 nt
Organism: Alnus glutinosa
Lineage: Eukaryota; Viridiplantae; Streptophyta; Magnoliopsida; Fagales; Betulaceae
Exons: 14
Coding region: 488-2029 (513 amino acids)
Source: RefSeq, a predicted model, not a curated record